AUGGGCCUCGGGGCCUGCGUGUCCUCGGCGGCGUCGGGGGCCCGAGCCCAGGCUGGCCGGCUGGGAGCUGUGCUGGGUGCCUUGUGCCUGCUGCCCGCGCUCAUGAUGCUGGCCCGGCUGGGGGCCCCCUCGGCCCGGCUGGCAGCCAGCGCAGCGCAGGGAGAUCUCGCCGCACCCAAUCCCGCGGGUGUCCUCGCUACCCAGGGACCUGGUCCUCUGCCCCUCCAGGCGCCCCGCAGACGCCGCUACACGCUGACCCCCGCCAGGCUGCGCUGGGACCACUUCAACCUCACCUACAGGAUUCUCUCCUUCCCACGGAACCUGCUGAGCCCCAGCGAGACCCGGCGGGGCCUGGCCACCGCCUUCCGCAUGUGGAGCGACGUGUCCCCCUUCAGCUUCCGAGAGGUGGCCCCCGAGCAGCCCAGUGACCUCCGCAUAGGCUUCUACCCCGUCAACCACACGGACUGCCUGGUCUCUGCCCUGCACCACUGCUUUGACGGCCCGACAGGCGAGCUGGCUCACGCCUUCUUCCCCCCGCACGGGGGCAUCCACUUCGAUGACAGCGAAUACUGGGUCCUGGGCCCCACGCGCUACAGCUGGAAGAAAGGCGUUUGGCUCACUGACCUGGUGCACGUGGCGGCCCACGAGAUCGGCCACGCGCUGGGCCUGAUGCACUCGCAGCACGGCCGGGCUCUCAUGCACCUCAACGCCACGCUGCGUGGCUGGAAGACGCUGUCACAGGACGAGCUGUGGGGGCUGCACCGGCUCUACGGCUGCCUGGACCGACUGUUUGUGUGCACAUCCUGGGCACGGAGGGGGUUCUGUGACACCCGCCGGAGACUUAUGAAGAGGCUCUGUCCCAGCAGCUGUGACUUCUGCUACGAGUUUCCCUUCCCCACGGUGGCUGCCACUGCACCGCCACCCAGGACCAAGACCAGGCUGGUGCCCGAGGGCCGGAACGUGACCUUCCGCUGCGGCCAGAAGAUCCUCCACAAGAAAGGCAAAGUGUACUGGUACAAGGACCAGGAGCCCCUGGAAUUCUCCUACCCUGGCUACCUGGCGCUGGGCGAGGCGCAUCUGAGCAUCAUCGCCAACGCCAUCAACGAGGGCACGUACACGUGCGUGGUGCGCCGGCGGCAGCGGGUGCUCAGCACCUACUCCUGGCGGGUCCGCGUGCGGGGCUGAGCGCCCGCGGGGCCAAGACGGCCGAUAAAGCACUUUCUCUCUCAA
This is a messenger RNA of Felis catus (domestic cat), 1230 nucleotides long. RefSeq names its product matrix metallopeptidase 23 (gene MMP23). The transcript is spliced from 8 exons. Gene Ontology annotation, cellular component: extracellular matrix. The record is from RefSeq and is a predicted model, not a curated record. Lineage: Eukaryota; Metazoa; Chordata; Mammalia; Carnivora; Felidae. Gene Ontology annotation, biological process: extracellular matrix organization; collagen catabolic process; proteolysis. Gene Ontology annotation, molecular function: zinc ion binding; metalloendopeptidase activity. Bases 1 to 1185 code for a protein of 394 amino acids.